AUGGACGGGUUGGAUGAGGCGGGUUGCUCUGCGAGGCGAGGAUUCAAGAACCGCCCCCUGCAGACGGUAUGUGACCAUCUGGAUGUGCGAGGCAGCGUGUACUGCAAUGCCACGUGGGACCAUUUGCUUUGCUGGGAUUAUACUCCCACACUGACAGUAGCGUCACAGAAGUGCCCGUAUGACGUGCGUGGCUUGCGUGGCGGAGCAAUAGCGACGCGGCGCUGCGAGUCUGAUGGGAGUUGGUUUCGCCACUCAAUAUACAACGCUUCUGGCGGGUGGACCAACUACUCAGCAUGUUUAGAUAUAGCCCCUAGUCAACCGGAUCAUCGCGAUCACGUGGUUCGGAUCCAGCUGAUGUCCAACAUCGGAUACGCCAUAUCCUUGGUAGCGCUUGUUUUCGCGCUUGUCAUCAUGUUGGUGUCCAAGCGACUGCGCUCUAAGAGCAAUAUCCUGCACAUGAACCUGUUCCUCGCGUUUAUCCUGCGGGCCACGGUGCACUUCCUGAACCUCCUGCUGGUCGACCAGCCGUACUUGGAGCUCGAGUCUGACCUUGACACCAAGGUGACGAGCAGUGCCAACCCACAAGAACCGACCUGGGAUUGCAAACUAGUUACUGCCCUGGCCGUAUACACGCUGUCCGCCUCCAUGACGUGGAUCCUGGUGGAGGGACUUUACCUUCAGAUCUUGAUCUACAAGACGCUCUUCACAUCGCGGCACGGUACCCGGAUGUACGUGUGUCUCGGAUGGCUUCUACCGUUGUUGAUUUUCAUUCCGUGGAUUCUAAUCAAAGUAUACGUGAAAGACAGUCCAAACACACAGAGCCUGUUCGACCGUUGCUGGGUGACACGGAAUGACAGCCCGUAUAUGUGGAUUGUCCGAGGACCUAUAGCCUUCACAGUUCUGAUCAACUUUAUCUUCUUCACGAACACAUUGCGAGUUCUAUGCACGAGCGAAAACAUAGGUCGUCACGUGACCAGCAACAAACACCAGCUGAGAAAGACCGCCAAGUUCGUGCUGGUGUUGAUACCGCUGUUCGGCGUCGUGUACAUUGUAUUCAGUGCCGUGCCGCCCAACAUCAGCUCCGACCUCUCCAUAGUGCACCUGUACGGAGAAAUGUUCUAUAACUCCUUCCAGGGCCUUCUUCUGGCGCUGCUUUUCUGCUUCUUGAACGAGGAGGUGCAUACGGAAGUGCGGCGCUUCUGGUUCCGGCGGCGUUUUUUGGGCUCCCGUACAAGCACAAUGGUUCUGUCGUCCCUCCGUAAGCACUCAGAACGGACCUCGCGCCCGGACACGCAUCAGACGGCGCUGCCUCACGGAUUUGACAGACGGUCUGGUACUCACACUCAGCAUACAUCGCUGUCGCACUGCGACACGCAGGCGCCGGGCAGCAACGGCUCGACGAGAACAAGUGGGCGGACUCAUUUUAAAAAUUCUUUGAGUAAUUGGUCUGACCAGCACGACGAGAGCGCGGAGAGGCUUGUGUCACCAAGGUCCGGGUUGUAGGGCGAGAAAGAGACCUGACGCCGUGACACACUUCUAUGAUCCUUGUUCUUCGAAAACGAGGCUUAAUUCGUUGAAGUCCGUACAGGCUUUACUGGGACGACACUUUACGCCUUAACUGGGUUGGGAUGGGACUUUACGCACAUGUUUUGGGUGGGAUCGGGGUUUUUACAUAGAAGGGAUUGGAAUAUUUAGUUAAAGACAACAGUUGAAUCUUUAAAUAAAUGACACUAAUGACAAGAAUGCAUACGCACUGGACGCAACAUUUAAACAGUUGCAGUAAAAACAUGUAAACGUGUUUGCAAUUAAUUGGUUUAUAGCAGUAUAUUGCAACAAAUAUAUAUUUUUUCAAUGAUUGGACGCUUUAGCAAAUCACUUUUCAGAAGCUUUUUUCCUAACGUAUGUUUCUUAUUAUGCAUAUACAUACUGUUGUUGUUAGUGUAAGAUAUGUAUAAUGUAUAAUCAAAUAGA
Messenger RNA from Dreissena polymorpha, 1971 nucleotides. RefSeq names its product secretin receptor-like. The transcript is spliced from 13 exons. Gene Ontology annotation, biological process: cell surface receptor signaling pathway; adenylate cyclase-modulating G protein-coupled receptor signaling pathway. The coding region runs from base 1 to 1503 and encodes 500 amino acids. The record is from RefSeq and is a predicted model, not a curated record. Gene Ontology annotation, molecular function: peptide hormone binding; G protein-coupled peptide receptor activity. Gene Ontology annotation, cellular component: plasma membrane. NCBI's taxonomy places the organism in Eukaryota, Metazoa, Mollusca, Bivalvia, Myida, Dreissenidae.